GUGGUUUGAGUGAAAGACAAUGUGGGGGCGGGGUCCAGCCCGCCCGCCGGUUUAGACGUCGCGACACACCUGUGUUGCAUUAAUCAAUUGGUAACGGGAAUAUAAUGGGUUUACUUGUGUAAAAACGGGAGGUCAGGGACAGGAGAUACUGCUGAGCUCCAAGCCGAGGGCUUCCGUGCCAGGACGUGGGUGGUAGAUGCAUGCUUGGAUCUUUUACACGGCGGUAAACUGCUUCAGCGUAAUUUGAUGUUGGAUGCCCCAAAUCUGCUCUGACAAGGAUCUAUGGUCUGCGGUCCCCUGCUGUCUCUUUAAGGCGCCAAGUCUCUGUGAAGGGUGCGAUGACUGAGAAUGCUCACAAACCCCCCAAGUUGCAGAGGGUCUGUGAUGCUCUCCAGGGAGGGACCCUGUCGGUGGGGAGCGUGGCCGCCUCUUCACCCCCCACGCUCUCCCGCCGCCCCGCGCCGGCCCAGCCUCCUCCCCUCCCUGCAGCCCCCAUGCUGCUCACUCAGCCGGCGGCGCAGCCAGAGUCUCCUCACACACCGCACACGCACGCACUCCCACUGCUGGAGGAGACGGGAAGUUUCAGCCCCACGCGCACCCCCACACCCACACCCGGAGAGCCCGAGCCUGGCCUGGACAUGAGCGCGCUGACAGAGCCGGCGACUAUCACCAGAUCCAUGGCCAAAAGGCACAAGAGCAUGCGGAAGAACUCCAGGAGGAUAUACUCUCCCUACCAGGAUCAGAACCAAGGUUAUUCAGAUGAUGAGGAUAAGGACGGUGACAGCAACGAUCCUGAAGAAGUGUUCCAGAACAUCCAGUAUCAAAAGGAACUCAUUGCCAACAUUCGAACCCGACCCUGGCCCAUGAGACGGAAGCUGAAAGCCCUCAAGCAGGCCAGGGAGAUUGUGCUGAAGUACGAGGGCAGGCUCACCAGGACUAGAGGCUACCAAGCAGCCGGGGCCGAUCUGCUGAAAAAGCUCUCUCGUCUGCUCUAUAACAUUGUGGUUCUCUUCAUUCCGUGGGAAAUGAGAAUCAAGAAAAUUGAAAGUCACUUUGGGUCAGGUGUGGCCUCUUAUUUUAUCUUCCUGCGAUGGCUGUUUGGAAUCAAUAUUGUCCUAACGAUAAUGACUGGAGCUUUCAUUGUCCUGCCUGAGCUCCUGGUGGGCGCCCCGUUCGGAAGCAUCCGCAGCAAGACCAUUCCCAAGGAGCACCUCUCCUCCGCCCAGGACCUGGACACCAUCUGGUCUCUUGGGGGUUACCUCCAGUACUCAGUGCUGUUUUAUGGGUACUAUGGCAACGUGAGGAAGAUUGGGAGUGCUGGAUACAGGCUGCCUUUAGCAUACUUCAUGGUUGGGAUGGCGGUCUUUGCCUACAGUUUCAUCACUCUCUUAAGAAAAAUGGCUAGAAACUCUCGUCUGAGCCUGGCUAGUGCGUCCGAUGAGAACUUCACAUUCUGUUGGCGUAUAUUCUGUGCCUGGGACUACCUCAUAGGGAAUCUUGAAGCUGCUGAAAGCAAAACGGCUGCCAUUGUGAACAACAUCCGGGAGGCCAUUGUGGAGGAACAAGAGAAGAAGAAAGAUACAAGCCUGGCAGUUUUGAUCAGUCUGCGGCUACUGGCCAAUAUCUUGGUGCUGCUGUCUCUCGCUGGCAGUAUCUACAUCAUCUACUUUGUUGUCGAUCGCUCUCAGAAACUGGAACAGGAGAAGCCAGAGCUGACCCUUUGGGAGAAGAAUGAGGUGAGUGUGGUGGUCUCACUGAUCACUAUGAUUGCCCCGUCCGCCUUUGAGUUGGUGGCACAACUUGAGAUGUAUCACCCAAGGACCAGCCUCAGGUUCCAGCUAGGCAGGGUUUUGGUCCUUUAUCUGGGGAAUCUCUACAGUCUGAUCAUUGCUCUUCUGGAUAAAGUUAACAGCAUGAGCAUGAGCUCUGCAAACCAUGUAAGCGCGGCCAACUGGUCUGACUCUACCGCCUUUCUGGCCACCGUUUUGCAGCCCAACGAAGACAACCUGUCCACUAUAAUUCCCGAAAUUACAGAGCAGAAGAACAGCACCAUUGCAACUAUCUUGGAGAUCAACAGGACCAAAAGCACCACACCUGUUGUCCUAAAUCAUACCGCCCCCUACAAUAUGUUUAACAAAUACCAGCAAGACCCGUGCUGGGAGACAUACGUUGGCCAGGAAAUGCUGAAGCUCUCCAUCAUUGACAUGAUCUUCACAGUGGCAAGCAUCCUGUUAAUUGACUUUAUUCGUGGCCUUGUGGUGCGAUAUUUGAGUGACUGCUGUUGCUGGGAUUUAGAGAGUAAGUUUCCUGAAUAUGGAGAAUUCAAAAUAGCUGAAAAUGUGCUUCACCUGAUAUACAACCAAGGAAUGAUUUGGAUGGGGGCGUUCUUCUCGCCCUGCCUCCCGGCAUUCAACGUGCUCAAGCUGAUCGGGCUAAUGUACUUGCGGAGCUGGGCAGUGCUGACCUGUAAUGUUCCGCACCAGCAGGUCUUCAGGGCCUCCAGAUCAAAUAACUUCUACCUAGCCAUGCUGCUGUUUAUGCUGUUUCUCUGUAUGCUACCUACCAUCUUUGCAAUUGUCCGAUACAGACCAUCACAGCAUUGUGGACCUUUUAGUGGUCAGGAAAAGAUUUAUGACAUCAUCUCUGAUACCAUAGCCAACGACUUUCCCCUGUGGUUCAGUAAAGUGAUGAGUUACAUCACGAGCCCAGUGGUGGUUCUGCCCGCUCUGCUGCUGUUGUUCAUGCUAAUCUACUACCUGCAGGCCAUCGCAAGAUCCCUCAAAUACACCAACAAUCAACUGAGAAUGCAACUUCAGACAGAACGGACAGAGGACAAGAAGAAGGUCUUUCAGUUGGCAGCUGCUCGGCUGCAAGCCCCAGAGGGAGGUGAUCAGAAACCCGAGCAGGAGAGCGACAUCACCAGCAUGGAGUCCUCCAUCCGCUCCUCUUCUCCCCGCCGCAACGGCAGCGUCACCAACUUUGAGUCACCCGUGCGCCGUGGCAACAGCAUUCGCACUAUAACCCAGUCUGCGUCACGUGCUGACAUCAGAGCUGCCGGCCCAUCCCGGAGUCCUUCCGUGUCCGUCCGACAGAAGCACAGAUAUGAGCACAUACCAAACAGGCAUCCAGGGUAUCUAGGAGGAUCUAGUGGCUCCAGCCGUUCCAAGUCAUACCAGCAUGUGGCCUACAAACCCUCUGUACGCUACGCUGAGAACAUUCACUCCGAACCCCUGUACAGGAAGAGCGUCCGGCCCAUGCACCCAGAGGCCGCUGGAAUAGUGACGGCCCAAAGUUACGUGGGGCGGCGGGCCCACACCACCCGCUACGUCAUCGUGAACGAGCACGAGCCUCGGAAGAAGCUGAUGCGCUCCACCACACGCGUACCUCGCCACUAUCGCAUCGCAGACGACCCGGGGGAGAUUGUGGAACUCUACCCGAGGAACAUCAAGCGCUACACUGUUCGCACCCCGCACAGGUCCCACCAGCCCCAUCUGAGUGAGGAGGAGGAAGAGGAGGAGGAAGCUGGCAAGAGUGUCAGGAGGUCAGUCGGUCAAUCGCACCGUCCAAGGUCCCUGUCUGACCUCCACCAGCCUGUGCGCUUCUAUAUUGGAGACCCGGCGGGAAGUCAGCUGUCCAUGGCCAAAGACAUGGCCAGGGGGAUGUACUGCCCACACGAGGAAGACUGUGAGGAGGACUGGGAUGAGACGGGGUCACGCUUCCGCUCCCAUAGUAACAUAAAGGGCGCAGAGCCCUCCCACAGACACUGUGAGCCCCAAGUUAAGCCCAAGACCAAGCAUAAGGUCGAACCGUCACUCACCGAAUCAGAUUCGGCCUCACUGGCCUCCAGCAGUGACCAGCAGAAUAGCAGCACUGACCAGUACAUCCAGGUCAUUCACAACAAGGAGAAGUACCUCAGGUCCAGUGGCAAACUGGCCAAAAAGAAGUCCAAAGCAAGCAAUGAUAUGAAUUUGUCUGGCUCAAGUGAACUUGUCUGCUCAAAUGUGUAGUUUGUUUAUGAAUUGUGUUAUUAUCAGUGCUGUGACAAAUGGUGUUGUAAUGCACACAAAAAUGAAUAAAAUGGCAUUUGUGUUUGCAUGUUGCUUAUCAAAUUACUGUGCCUUAAAAAUAUGGAUAAAACACUGUUUGGUUGACUAAUAAAAAAGGCUGCGGAGAUACUGGCUUGAGUAGCUUACUGAUGUCUGAAAAAUGGGAAAUGUUUCACAAAACAUGCCCAGAUAGAGAUUC
Messenger RNA from Clupea harengus (Atlantic herring), 4245 nucleotides. RefSeq names its product transmembrane channel like 3 (gene tmc3). The record is from RefSeq and is a predicted model, not a curated record. Gene Ontology annotation, cellular component: plasma membrane. NCBI's taxonomy places the organism in Eukaryota, Metazoa, Chordata, Actinopteri, Clupeiformes, Clupeidae. Gene Ontology annotation, molecular function: mechanosensitive monoatomic ion channel activity.